UUAAAAAUUUUGAUGCAAAAUAUCUAUUUAAAAUGUUGUAGAAUUUAGAGUUAUUAAAAAAUUUAACAAAUUUCAAAAUAAAAUAUAAAUAAAUAGCCAAGAAUUUAUUAUAAUAAAAAAUAAGAAAAUAGAUAAACAUUUUUUACUUAAUUUUAUUAAUUUUUCUAAUUAGAUUUGAUCAAAAAUAAUAUUUUUCAUUAAAUUUUAGUAACAAAUAAAUAUUAAGUAAAUAUGAAAUUAGGUGCUGCAAAAAAACCUCUUCCACCAAAAACAAAAGAACAAAAAGAAAAAGAUUAGCAAUAAGUAUAAAAUAGCGUCCCAAAUUAAAAUGAAGAUGUUGAGUAGCUUGUGUUGGAAAUUUAAAAAGUAUAUGGAAACAGAUUUCAAAAAGAGGAUAUAUUAAAAGAGCUAUAAGCCACUAAAUUUAAUAAGAGUGCCGCUAUAUCUAAUUUGAUGAAAUAAAAAGAAUAAAUAGAAAAAUUAGAAGAAAAACUCGCUGCUUUGAAAAUUUAAUAAGCAAGUACCUAAAAUACUUAAAAAGAAAAAUCACAGAUAGAAUAUAAUGAAAUGAAAGAAUUUUUUGGAUACAAAAAAUAAAACUAAAACGUAAUUAACAUAUCUAUCCCAAUAAAUUUACUAUAAGAAAUAGAGUAAAAUUUUUAAAAACCUAGAUUGGAGCAAUGA
Tetrahymena thermophila SB210 is the source of this 684-nucleotide messenger RNA. RefSeq lists its product as hypothetical. The transcript is spliced from 3 exons. The record is from RefSeq and is a predicted model, not a curated record. NCBI's taxonomy places the organism in Eukaryota, Ciliophora, Oligohymenophorea, Hymenostomatida, Tetrahymenidae.